UAUAGCUUUUACUACAUGUACGUUGCGUUGCGGGAACAUGUGUGACUGUUUCAUGUGUUCGCUUUCAGUGUCGUCGGUCGUCUGCGGGGACACGCAUUGCUUGUGUGUUUUAUCUGUGCUCGUGCAACAGCAAAUUUAUCAAUAGAUUUAAGUGAAGUGAAGCUAAUCAUAAAACAUAUUGUGUUAUUGAAUACUACAGAUGUAAUUUAAACAUGUUGUAAUUGUGUAAUCAUAAAAUUUGGUUUAAGUAAGUUUAAAGUAAUAUUUUAUUGUGUUUGUGAAGUGUACGAGUAAUUAAAGCUUAAAAAUUAGUAGAAAACGUGUUAAAAUUGUGUUAAAUUAGUAUUUGUAUCAGAAUAAAACAUAAAUCUUGUUUGUUAGACGAAAAAUGCACUUUUGUGGCUUUAAAUGAGCUUUCAAAUGUUUAAAUUUACAAAUUAUUGUCAAAAAUGAUUGUAGUAUUGAUUUCUCAAGCAUACAAAAUGUAGAAAUUGAAUACUUUUGUGAUCACAUCAAAAAGAAUUUUCAUGCUGGCAUGAAUUCAAUCAAACGUCAGUAAAAACUCCAUACACAAUGAUAAAUAACUGAGAAUCUAUCAGUCUUCAUCACUAUAAGAACAUUAAAAUACACUUUAUUAGUGCUUACAGUAAUCUACACUAAUUAUGGGUGUAAUUAUUAUUAUUGUAGCACAAUAACAUAAAAUAUUUGUGCUUUAUACUUGUUUAAACAUAUUGUACUUCAUAAUUUAAUCACUUUCUUUUUAAUGUACGAGUAAUGUGAUGAUAAUCACCUGUCCACUGUACUGUCAGUGUCAGAAUGUCAAAAUUUGUAGUUAUAAAAACACCCAGCCGCUUAUCAAACGAUGAAAGUAGUACUUCUAUGUUAAUCAAAUCUAUCACAUCCAUCAAGCCGCAUCAGAUAAUACUCGCCGUCACUAAUGCCAGCCGCCGGGCGCACCAUCAGAAAGCGAUCACAUCUUCGCGCGAUAAGCCACGGCAAUGGGCCUGCCCGGCGCCUCCACUCGACCGCGAACUUUGAAUCCGUCAACAACCAGCCGGGUGAAACAAUCACUAAACAGCAAAUCAAUUACUUUAAAAUACGUGCAACUAAUAGUUUUAAAAAUUAAAUGGUUGAGUAAUAAGUGUGGAAGCAAUAAAAUGGAAUUUAGCAAAUUGCAAUACCUUCCAAUAUUCAUGUACUUGUGGUUUAUGAGUACAUUCGUCCUGACAUAUGUGAUAUCGGUGAUUCAAAAGGACGUCGAACCGAUUUUCCCCUACAUCAGCGACACGGGCACGUUCACACCGACGAGCUGUAUUUUCGGCCAGCUGCUGAACGUGGGUUCGAUUUUGUUGUCAAUUAUAAUUUACAUAAGAUAUCUGCAAAUAAAAGAGAUUAAUGGACAUUUGACGAAAGGAUUGUAUAGUUCAAAUGUCACAUGUCUAAUCCUCGGCUGGCUGGCUUCGCUAGGCGUCGGCUUAGUGGCUAAUUUUCAGGAAACUGAAGUUUUUAGUAUUCACAUAUUCGGUGCCAUAAUGGCAUUCGGUUUGGGUUCCGUUUAUCAAUUAAUUCAGUGUCACAUUUCGGCUAAAACAAUGAAAGAGUGUCGCAUCAGCCAGCACGUCGUCAAUUUUCGUUGGAUUCUUGGAAUUGUCAGCACUGUUACGUUUUUUACUUGUUUUUGUUUCGCCGGAUUAGCCAUGAUGAAAUAUCAAGGUACGGAUAUGACAAAAUGGAAAAAAGCCGAUGGAGGCUACUCAUUGCAUUUAGUCAGCACGAUCACCGAGUGGAUCCUCGGCGUGGCGACUAUGACCUACGUGUUCACAUUCACUUUCGACUUUCAGCAUUUCAAGCUCAUCGAGCCGACGCUUCAGUUCUUCGAUUAGUAAUAAUCACCAACAGCAAUUAAAAAACAUUUUUCUACGUUCUUCGAGCGAUGCGAUGUGCAUUUCGAUAUUGAUAUUGAUCUAUUGCCCUUUUUUCUCGUUCUGAUGAGUUUUCCCGUCGUGAUGAGCGCCGGCAGUGAUGAAUAUUUAAUUCAUAAUCGAUAUUUAUGGCCCUUUUUUACAAAAAAGACAAAAAAUGAAAAACGAGUCUCCGAAAGUUAAUCAACAUAAAUGCAUAAACAAUUGAAUUGCAGAAAAUAAAACUCAGUACGUGCAAGUAAAAAAUCAAGUGGAUAUUAGACAUUUAUGAGAAUUUUAUUGUUCGUUAAAUAUUUAAUAAGAUUUUAAUGGAAUUAAACGAGUGAGUGCAUUUUUUCUGCACAAGCAACAUGAAAGGGAUAAAUUUGUGAUGAAACGCUUCAAUAAAAGACUGUAGACAACCCAACUAGCAAUCAUCUAAUGUAUAUUUAAGCUGCACUGCGUGUUGCAAACAUAAUUUGCUACGAAAAUAUGAUUUAAAGUGUCUAUAAAUAAUUUACGCUAGUUCUGAAUAAUCUAAAACGUGUUACGUAUUA
Molecule: messenger RNA, 2458 nt
Organism: Dalotia coriaria
Lineage: Eukaryota; Metazoa; Arthropoda; Insecta; Coleoptera; Staphylinidae
Product: DNA damage-regulated autophagy modulator protein 2
Exons: 6
Coding region: 999-1883 (294 amino acids)
Source: RefSeq, a predicted model, not a curated record